CACAAACGGCGGGGCGGGCGGAGGCCGCUGAGAGGACGAGAGGAGCCGAAGAGGAGCCGAAGUUGAAACUGAAGCCGAAGCGGAGCCGAAGAGGAGCCGAAGCCGAAACCGCAGCCGAAACCGCAGCCGAAGCCGAAACCGAAGCCGAAGAGGAGCCGAAGCGGAGCCGAAGAGGAGCCGGGCUGGAUGGGGCGGGGGGGCGGGGCCGGGGAGGCAGCUGGGCCCCGGCUGUAACGCGGUUACUCUGUACUGAGCGGCAACACGAGCAGGGAGGAGGAGGAGGAAGGAAAAAAAGAGGAGGAGGAAGAGGCCCAGGCCCUGCUGCAGGUGCAAACCUCAAAACAUGACCAACAAUCUACCUAACCGAUGUUCAGAGCUGCUUCGGCGAGGACUGGAGUACAGUUACCCACAUCAUUUCUACAGAGAAUUGGUAAAGCCGCUAUAAUGGCCAAUAAGAAAGAGCCUCCGUUCUUCAAUGAAGAUAACGUGGGACCCUUGUACUACAAAUUCCCUUUCUACGAGACUAUGGACCUCUUCAUCGAAACAUUAACAGGAACGUGCUUUGAGCUGCAAGUUUCACCCUUUGAAACGGUCAUUUCUGUGAAAGCUAAAAUUCAAAGAUUGGAAGGUAUUCCUAUCUGUCAACAGCACUUAAUUUGGAAUAACGUGGAACUAGAAGAUGAUUAUUGCUUGAAUGAUUACAACAUCUCGGAAGGCUGUACCUUGAAGCUCGUACUGGCUAUGCGUGGGGGACCUAUCAAUACUAAGCGAGUUCCCAUGGAAGAUCCGCUUCGGGAAAUGGCUGAAUUCAUGUAUCCUGGGCAAGAUGAAAUUUGGGAGAAGGCUCCCUCCAAUAAACAAGUCACCUUUUUGGUCUACAGAGAAGGGGAUCAGUUGAGUUUUUUCCGUGUUGUCGACAGGGGAGAUGGCACCCUGACACCCAUCUCGGAGUCCAUAAGCGGGGGCUCCAUUUACAACCUGUACACCGAUGAAGAGGAAGAAAUGGAACCUUCUCCCUCUGGGCAACAGAUCAUCGAAAACUCCAUCACGAUGAAUAAAAUGAAGCUGCUGAAGGCCAAGAUGGAACACAUGAACCUCAGUAAAAAGGUGAUGCUGGGACCACGGGAACAGGUCUUUCCCUCGUUUGACCAGUGUACAUUACCUUCUCUGCCCAAGAAAGCCAUCAAGGUCAAACCUCGGCCCCCCUUGACUCCCCGGCCUUCAAGCGGUUCCGUGGCAGCUGCCCGUCACAGGCUUUUAAGAGUGCUUCCCCACAUUGGACAGUCUUGCCUACCUCUUGGGAAUUCAUAUCCCUCCGAACCUUCCCACAGUGCACUUUCAGGCCCUGCUCCUUUGGCCACCGCUGGUACAGCCGCGUCGUCGGUGACCGGCGAUCUCCUUCAGGAAGAAAACCGGGAAAGUCCACCGGUGACUCGAUCAGUGAGUAGCGCCGCACUUCGGCCCAGAGUCUCUCGCAUCGAAUUAGAAGAGGCCACAGCGUCAGCGGAUGCAGUUCUCCCCCUCACCUUCCCUCUGCUCCUGCAGGCCCAAACUCUUUCGGAGAAGGUAGGCUCCGGAAUCGAGCGGGAGGUGGUCUUGCUUCACAGCCUGGAGCUCUGUGCCCCGGAAGACUUGCCUCUGCCUGAGGCGGAUGCGGCCGCUCCGUUCCUGGAAGGCGGCCUCCCUCAAAGGUCUGGCGAGCGAGCGAAGGCAAAUCCAAACUCGCUACUGCCUACCAGGAACAGAGGCCCAAAGGCCACAGAGCAGCCUCCUCGUAUACCCAUCCGCGAGACGCCGAGUUGCGAAGCAGUGGAGGCGGGCGUCCUUAACACUCGGGCGUUAAGUGCUCAGAAGAACGGACUCCUGUCCCCUCUCCGGUGUUCCCCUCCGACGGCCCCUAGCAGCCCCUGCCCGAACCCCCAGAGAAGGGCCAAAUGCUUGGAGCCGGGACACCGGAGGCCCUCGACCUCCCAGAACCCACUCCGGCUACGGGAGGCCCGCACCGGGCCCGAGCCGCCCUUCCCUCGGACUACCAGGCUCCGCAGCGUCAAAGUCGAUCCCCUGGGGAAAAGACCCGACGUCAUUUCGAAAGGAGAGGCGAGGGGCAUGACGGAAACGGCCAACAAGGCCUCCCGAGAGCCCGUCGGCUCCGUGAGAGAUCUGGGCUUUCUGGCCUCGCUGGCCCGAAGCACGAGCAGAGACAGUUUGCAGGCAGCCGGCGGUCUGGGCAGGCUACGGCCCUCCGGCGUCCUGCUCCCUACGAGCCUCCAGCCUUUCCAGGAAAAGUGCUCCCGCAGAACCUCUCCCCAGAUUGAGACGGCAGACUUCAUUCUAUCUUCCUAUGGACUUGGAAUGAAUGGAAAUAGCACAGCAGCAGGAAAAAGAGUAGGUGAAGCUACCCAUCAUCUCCCACCUGUGAAAGCCCCAGUUCAGACGAAAAAGAAAACCGCAAAGCACUGCUUUCUGUGUGGCAAGAAAACCGGGCUGGCGACCAGCUACGAAUGCAGGUGUGGGAACAAUUUCUGCGCAUCUCAUCGCUACGCGGAAGCUCACGGCUGCACGUUCGACUACAAGGGCACAGGAAGGAGGUACCUGCAGGAAGCCAACCCUGUGGUCAGCGCCCCGAAGCUCCCCAAAAUCUAGCCGUUGGGUCGCGUGGGUCCCCUCUGCCGGAGGCAUCGAAUUACAGUGAGAGAAGAAGUAACUGCUUCUAAGCUGCGUUCAUUUUUCUGACUUCCAAAAGAAAAAGGCCAAGUCCCAAAAGCACACCACACACCUAGGCUUGGAGAGUGGCGUGGACACCACCGUAGCUGACGACUUUACUCUCCGAUGAAUCGAACGGUUUUCCAAGUAGUUUUUAAAAAAUUUCCACUCUGACGACUUAACUUCGUUGCUGCACGUCUCGAGUGAACUGUUUUAUAUCCGAAAAUGCUGUUUCACUAGACGAGUCUGUAAAAGAUGCACUUUACCACGUUUGAUAUUUACUGUGUGACCAAACUCGGAAGUGGGGAGGGGCCUUUCUGGGGUUGACAUGUAGUGUCUUCUGUGCUCAGACUUGUUUGUUGUUUUCUGUCCCAUGCGUGAUACCUUAAAUUAUUUCAUGAAAGAGUUUCCUUUCUACUGAACGACGCGGCCAGCAUAAAGAGUGUGGUAAUUGUCCCACAUCUAGCUCUUCCAUUCAUAUGUUUUGUGUCCAUUCUACCAGCGUACCAUGUAAAUCACAUGUAUUUCUAAAAAAUAUUCCUCUUUGUAAGGUGGUUUUUAAACUAGAAGAUGUCCCACUAGUUGCCAUUAAUGCAGAAGCAACUUAUUUUCAUUUCUUUUGUAAUGGCUGGAUUUUUUUUAAGACCACAACUUAGUUUGAUCUGCUGUGAUGUCAAGCGCUGUUACAAGAUGAAAUUCUAAUAAAUACUCAGUUUUAUUCCGGA
Messenger RNA from Ornithorhynchus anatinus (platypus), 3428 nucleotides. RefSeq names its product zinc finger AN1-type containing 4 (gene ZFAND4). The record is from RefSeq and is a predicted model, not a curated record. The transcript is spliced from 10 exons. Gene Ontology annotation, molecular function: zinc ion binding; protein binding. NCBI's taxonomy places the organism in Eukaryota, Metazoa, Chordata, Mammalia, Monotremata, Ornithorhynchidae. Bases 367 to 2643 code for a protein of 758 amino acids.